Messenger RNA from Saccharomyces eubayanus, 2868 nucleotides. RefSeq names its product GTPase-activating protein GYP5 (gene GYP5). The transcript has a single exon. The record is from RefSeq and is a predicted model, not a curated record. The coding region runs from base 1 to 2868 and encodes 955 amino acids. NCBI's taxonomy places the organism in Eukaryota, Fungi, Ascomycota, Saccharomycetes, Saccharomycetales, Saccharomycetaceae.
AUGUCUUCGGAUGAAUCCUUGGAAGAGCUUACAAAUACGAUGUCCUCUGAGAUUGACAAAAGUGGUGAAUCUUCAAAUGGAUUGGUUUCCAAAGGGGAAGAUAUAGAACCAAUGGCAUUGAACCAAAACGAAGGUGAAACAACGAGCGGAAAGCCAGAUGAUACAGGUGAUGUGGCUGCAGAACUCCAGAAGGGAACUUCAGAUGAAAAUCGUGACAUGGAUUUCAUAGAACCCAAUAAAUCAACAGUGGAGAACCUUCCAUUAGAGUCCACUGAUAUUUUUCAAUCAAAACAAGAAAUUACUACCAGCGAGAACUCAAGUGAGUACGUCCACCCAGGAGUAAAGACAGGCGGCGCUUCGCCGGAUUUCAAACCUGAGGGAAAGGAGGAGACACCCACUGAUGUAUUGAAGCAAGACCACAUUAAGCGUUCUGUAGAGACUAACGAUGUUCCAGAUACAGAACAAAGAGUCGAAGAUCGGGAGCAAGAUACGGAAGAACAUGACUCUGAGAUCAAUUUUAAUGAACCGUCCAAUUUGGGGGGUAUUAUAAAGCAUUAUACAGAGGGCACAAACGAAUCAGAAAAGAACAUAGAUGGCAUUUUCACAGACAGCGAAAAAAAUCACACUGAUAUGAUCGCCACUGAAAAUAACCCUUUUGAUGACCAAGGAAUAAAUGAAAACAUUUUAGAGGAGAAGAAAUCUCUUUUUUUGAAAAAAUCCUCGAAAAACGAAUCUGCUGCCAUCAUAACUGAAGUUGAUACCCCUGUGGUUCAUGAAGCGCCUUUCAAAAGCCCAUCCCGAGAUAACAACGAAACAUAUGUCGCUGAUAGACCAAAUACGGCAAUUGAUUCGAAUAAGUCCGCACAAGAGCAAGGUUCUGUGGAAGAAACCCCCAUAACAGAUAAGCAAUCUUCGUCAGAUCAAAUUAGGAAAUUACCUCCUAUACCUGUGCAAUAUUCCAACGGGAUGAAUGACGAUAUGAGUAAAAAGGAGGGUUUCGCAGCUCCGACGCAACCUGUUACAACAUCACCACCAUUGCCGCCAAGACAAAGCACCACAACGACUGCCCCACCCAUAUUACCACCCAUACGCAAGCAGCAGGAGCAGAAAACAAAGAAUGCUGUUCCGCCCCCAUUAGAGGAAGAAAUGAAAUCAGAAAAGUUUCGUAAGAUUUUUGAAGAAACUAAAAGAAGUAGCCAUAGCCAUGGUGCUCGCAUGGGUUCCAAAACUGCGCAAUUAGAUUCCACAGCAGAAAUCAACUUGAUCGCGAGCCGUUAUCGUAAGACAAGCCACCACUUGAAUAAAGAAGGAGAAGAGACCAGAGAGUCAUUACAAGAAGGCCAAAGCUUCUUAAGAUCGACAUAUACGUCAUUUUUAGAAAACUUGCCAGAAUACAAUGAAGUGGAGGAAGUUGAAGAGGGUGAUAGAGAGAUGUUUAAAAUCGAUUGGUCAUUUUGGACACAGGUUGUUAAUGAUUUUGCCACUGUAGCCAGUAAUGAACCAGAAAAGUUAGAGACGCAUGUUACUAAUGGAAUACCACCACAAAUUCGUGGUAUCAUAUGGCAAUUGAUGACGAAUUCUAAAUCAAGAGAAAUGGAGGACAUAUAUGAAACUUUAUUGAAUACGGAAAGCCCUCAUGAGGCAACCAUACGUAGAGAUUUGAGGAGAACGAAGUUUGUGCCCGAGGACAAGAUGGAAUCUCUGUUCAAAAUUAUAAAAGUUUACUCUGUUUACGAUCCAGAUGUUGGAUACACGCAAGGAAUGGGAUUUAUUGCGGCACCGCUAUUGAUUAACUGCGAAAACGAAGCCGAAUCAUUCGGCCUGAUGGUAGGAUUGAUGAAGAAUUAUGGGCUAAGGGAACUUUUCUUACCAGGGAUGCCCGGGUUGAUGCUAAUGCUUUACCAGUUUGAUAGGUUAUUGGAAGAGCAUUCACCCACUUUGUAUAACCGCUUGACCCGGGAGGGAGUAAGUUCAACGAUGUACGCCACGCAAUGGUUUCUGACAUUUUUCGCAUAUAAGUUCCCCCUGGAAUUUGUAUUGAGGAUUUUCGACAUUGUGUUCGUGGAAGGUAUUGAAGUACUUUUGAAAUUCGCUGUAAACUUGAUGUUAAAGAACGAAGAGAAUUUGGUGAGAUUAAGAUUCGAUGAACUACUGGAAUUUUUGAAGGAUGAACUGUUUACGUACUACCUGCUGGCAAACCACGACAACGAUUCUGUGCUACAAAUGCAGUUGCCUGGCGGAGGCCCAUUGGAAGGUUAUGAGGACGGCAGCUCACCAUCGUAUAAUGUUGAUCUUUUCGUUCAUGAUGCCAUGACGGGUGUUUACAUAACGCCCUUAACUUUAAGAAGAUACAAGGGAGAGUUCAUGGAGAUCCAUGAAUUGGAGCAAAAAAAGGAGAAUCAUUAUGAAUCGUUAAGAAUCCAAAACCACCAAUUGCAAAGGGAAGCGCAGAAGCUAGAACACGACUACUCGGUUUUGAACGAGGAGAACAUCAGCGCGGCAAACGAACUGAUCGAGCAUAGAUUGAAUAUGGAGAUGCUACUAGACGAGAAAAAUGAUCUGGUUAACACAAUCACCGAUAUCGAACAACAAAUCGAGGAAGAGAUUCGCAAACAGAAUUUGCCCAACCCGGACGCCUCGUUGCCAAAGGCAGACCUGAAAGAGGACUUAGAAAGGACCAUUUCCAGGAACAACGAGGUGAUGAUGGAGAACAGUCAAAUGGAGGAAAGAAUCAAAGAACUGCAGCAAGAAAUCGAUGAACUGAUAAGCAUUAAUAAGGAGCAGGUGUCCACCGCAUCGUUACUGGAAAGCGAUUCAAAAGGGAAGGGGAAGAAAGGAUGGACCGGCUUCAAAAAAGUUUUCAAGUAG